Molecule: messenger RNA, 1595 nt
Organism: Styela clava
Lineage: Eukaryota; Metazoa; Chordata; Ascidiacea; Stolidobranchia; Styelidae
Source: RefSeq, a predicted model, not a curated record
UUGUAAUGGUUCUCUAUAUCAAUACGUUCGAAAACAUGAAGUUUCGUUUCUUAGUCGUAUGUUUUAUGGCGUCCACAUUGAAAGCGCAGGAGCAAGAUUUCGAAUUGUCGUAUAUAGCGGAACAAAUGAAAGCAUACUGUGACAUUAGAAAUAGCAGAUCUCAAGAGAGACGUGAUAUGCAAAACGUUACCCCAAGAGUUGGCAAAGCAGGGCCGACCGGCCCCCAAGGGAUAAAGGGUGAACCCGGCAGUGUAGACUACGACCAUGUAGCGGACCUCGUACAGCAAAAAAUAACAGUGAUAGAAAACGAGCUAAAAAAAAUAAGAAGUGAACUGAAUGUCUGUGAAAGAAUGAAGACAGGUCUUUGUCCAAUGAAACAUAAUGGUAACUGCUAUUGGGCCAUUAAAUCUCUAAUGACUGCUGUAGAAGGACGUGCAUUAUGCCAGGCUGUCGGUGGGAUAGCUGCUGACGUUCUCGACGGAGUUCAUUUUGAGAAAAUCAGAGUAUAUUUGGCAACUCUAGCAAGUGAUAGUGAACACUUUUGGACAGGAAUGAAUUUUAAUACCAAGACUAGACAAGUUACACUUUCUGAUGGGACUUUGGCACCUCACGUGUAUUGGCACUCAAGUUAUCCAGACGCAUCAACAGGAAGAACAGCGAUUCUUUUUAGUUCAGAGUCAAAUCCUGCAAGCAACAGAGUCGGAUACAUAGACUAUUAUCUCGACAAAUCAGACAACAAACAAGCCGGAGUCAUUUGCCAAAUAUGAAAAGUAUAACGCUUGUUUCAUCCUUUGCCAUUCACCAUUUAAAAACUAAAACAAAAGCCUUUAAUCUUUGAAAUGGAUCGAAUGCAACGCAACAUUCAAGACUAGAGCGUUUAAAUACUUCUUUGUUAUUCUGUCACUAUUUUUGCAAUUUUCAACACGUUAUUAUUUGGACUAGUUAAUUAAAAUUAAAAUAUUUAAGAAUUGAAAGUGUAUACAAAACCAUUUGGAUAUUUAACCAUUAUACAGUCACAUACAUUUUGUAGUUGAGUUCAUGAAAUUCGUGAAAAUACUAUGAAAGUAAAAACACUCUGUUUGCAAUUAAAGUUGAAAUUAUAGUAAAAAAUUUUUGUUUAAUAUCGAAAAAAUUUAGAACGUUAGAUAAUAUACUUGCCCGGUUUCGUACAUACAUUUAGAUUCUAAUUAGAAUAUUUUUUGUGUAAUAUCUUCUUUGAUUUCAGUGUUCUAAUCCAGGGGUUCUGAAACUUUUGGUGUUGCGGAGCACUUGAAAAGGUUGGCUAUUAUUCACGGAGCCCCAAAAGAAAUGUUAUGAUUGUUACUUUCCGAUUAAUAUUAUUGAGUAAGUUAAAAGUACUUUACAUUAUUUAAAUGCUAAACCUUUUUAAUAGGGUUAAUACAAGUUAUAAAUAAAUCUAAAUUUCUAAGAUAAAUUAUGUAUAUUAAAGCUGUAAAUUGGACUCUUGACAAAUAUAUUAAUAAAUUAGGGGUCGAAUCUUUUCUUUUUUGACAUUUUUGGAAGACUUAAAAAGCCGCUAAUAACGUGCGCCAUUGUAUUUUGUUACAAUUGCCAAUGGCUUUCGUCAGCAUUGC